CGCCCGUCUGGGUUGCCCUGUAAGCGCCAGCGAAGUUGCCGCGCAGUAAAGGAGCGUUCUCCUCUGCUUCACUUCCUCUGCUAGUGAGAAUCAGCUCUGUAAAAUAAAAGCAGCGAACAGAAAAACAACAACCAAGCAACCAACAAAAGGAAAAAAAAAAGAAACCAAUCCCAAAGGAAAAGCAACCCAAACCCGCCCUUCCCAAAAGAAAAGCCCAAAGUAGCGUUCAAGUGGGUCGCAGUAUGAGUUUUCUUUCAAAAAAAAAAAGAGCCUCAUGGCUCUGGUUUUACUCAAACUUACGUAUUAUUCUUAGUAAUUUGCUUCCCCACCUUGGUCUGCUGGGGUUAGGCAGGACACUCGGCCGGUUGUUUCCUUGGUGGACUGCUGUUAAGGUGGUUUCCUCGGUGGUUUUGUGUGCGGUGUGUGCUGGUUCUUGUGCAGCUGACAGGGCGUUGUGGGGUGUCCACGCUGCGUGGGGCACCUUUGCACAGCCGGUGCUGGCCCAGGUAAUGUGUUUGUGUGCAUUCGCUUCACUGGGAAGGAUGUUUUUACCUGCAGGAGCCAUGGAUGGUUGGCUUUAAAGUUGAGAUAUUUGAGACUUGCAAAGAAAAGGAGUUGGUGUUCGGUAGAGAGGUUAAACCCAGCGGAGUGGAGUUUUGCACCUUUUGGGAAUGCUGCCUGGUCUUGUUCGUGUUGUCUUAGUCCAUGCAAAUCUUCAGCUUGUUUUCGGUGCUGUGAAGAGCAACAUAUGCAACAGGGUGGUUGCUGUACUGGAAAUACAUCCAAUGAUUUGGGUUUUUCUUCCAAAUGGAAAGCUCCUUGUGCAUGAGAGAUUUAUCUGCUUCUCGGAGCAGGUGUGUUUUUGCAUGAAACUGUUUUUCAGGUGGUUACAGUUCUCUUUCUUUGUAAACUGCUGCUUGACACUGCUGUAGAUGAAAGUGUAUAGUUGAAUCCUUCUAAUAUAGGAUUGCAUGUUUCUCUUAAAGGUCUAAUAAAAAAAGAAGUCUUAUUUUCCUAAAUGCAUUUGCCAUUUUAAUGUAAGUCUGUAGAGUGUAGUUGUAUCUUUCUGACUCCUAAGUCUGUUGUUGAUGUCCUGGAAGAUGUGUGAAUAUCUGUAUUUGUUUUUAAUUCCCUUUGUUAGGGAGUUUGUGGAGGGUUUGUUAGUACUUCUUGCUCCAAGUUCGCUCUGGUAAUGGUGCUUAACAACUGAAAGCAGCUUGUUUGGGCUGUGUGAGGAGGAGGCAGUUGUCUGUUCCCAGUGAGAUUCGUUUCUGGACGGUUUUCCAAAGAAUCACCAUUUUAGUGUGAGGUGGCCUACCAAGCAGUGAAAUAGCAAAGGUUUUCCAUCCCAUCUUUAAAUACAAAAUCCGUGUGUUGCCACUUAAAAUGUUGGGCUUCUCUGUUGAGUUGUAAUCCUGGUAAGAUAAUUUUUAUCCAGGGAUGAAAAAAAAUGGGCAUUUGGUCAGGAUUUGGAUAAUGAAAUGGCAGAUUACAACUGAAAAUACAGUAUCUUGUGGGAGCUCUUCCUGUGUGCUCUGUGGAGGUGACUGCCUGGAGAUGGCUGUGAAAUGUCACUUGGUUUCAUCAGCUUGUGUGACUCUUAAAGAAUUCUUCACCUGCAACUCCAGGGAGGUUUCCUGAGGUACAGCUUAUGUUGCUUUGUUUGAGUAAGAAGAUGCACAGUUGGAGGAAGGAAUAUCAUCAAUGACGGGGAAAGGGUUUGUUAAAAUUCAGGGGUUUCAAGUACUAAUUCUCGUUCUUUGCCUUUGAAAGAGGGAUUUGUUCGCCUGUUGGUCAUGGGAAAAUUGGAAAGAGUCUUUGAAUGCUUUCUGGUUCUUUUUCAUAUUCUUUGUGGAAGACAUACUUAUGUCUUGAAACCGUUCAAAAGCUCUGCAGUGCAGUCGCCAACAAGUCCCGUAGGGAGAAGGUCUAGAAAAUGCACCCUCGUGGUUCUGGUGUGCUGGAGUGCCUUGUGGUGGUCGCAGGUUUGAACUUUCUGUAUAUACAGUUCUUUGUGGACUGUUACUGCUGUUGUGUUGCCUGCAUUGAUUUUUGCCUCCAUUUAUUCUUUAUUGCAGUCUAAAAGUUGGUUUUAAUUGGUUGCCCACAGGAUUGGCUUGGCUUCUGCUACUUGUUAAGAAAAAAACAUCUGUCUUUGCAGAUGGCCGCCUGCGUGUCCCGCGUGGAGCUGUCCGUGUCCUGCCGCAGCCUCCUCGACAAGGACCUGCGCUCCAGGUCGGACCCGCUCUGUGUCCUGCUGCAGGACGCGGGCGGCGGCCGCUGGGCUGAGCUGGAUCGCACGGAGAGGAUCAAGAACUGCCAGGACCCCGAAUUCUGCAAGAAACUGGUUGUGGAUUACUACUUUGAGAAAGUGCAGAAGCUGAAAUUCGGCGUGUAUGACAUUGAUAACAAGACCUUUGAUUUAAGUGACGAUGACUACCUGGGAGGAGUUGAAUGCACGCUGGGACAGGUUGUGUCCAGCUCUGUGUUCACCCGACCGCUGGAACUGGAGCAGGGAAAGCCAGCAGGGAAGGGCACUAUUACGAUUUCAGCAGAGGAGAUUAAAGAUACCAGGAUUGUGUACCUAGAAAUGGAAGCCCAAAACUUGGACAAAAAGGAUUUCUUAGGUAAAUCAGAUCCGUUUCUGGAGUUCUACAAGCAGGGUGAUGCUGGAACGUGGCAGCUCGUGUACAGAUCAGAGGUGAUCAAGAACAACCUAAAUCCGUGCUGGAGGAAGUUCAGUGUUCCCUUGCAGACGUUCUGUGGUGGAGAUUUUAAUAAACCUAUCAAGGUGCAGUGUUCAGACCACGACAGCGAUGGCUCCCAUGACCUGAUCGGUGCCGUGCAGACGACCCUGGUGCAGAUGCAAACAGCUGGCCCUGGCUCCCCGGUGGAAUUUGAAUGCAUUCAUCCUGAGAAAAAACAAAAGAAAAAGAGCUAUAAAAACUCUGGCAUUAUUAGGGUAAAAUCCUGCAAGAUUGAGACAGAAUAUUCCUUCCUGGACUACGUGAUGGGAGGCUGCCAGAUUAACUUCACGGUGGGUGUAGACUUCACUGCCUCCAAUGGAGAUCCCAAGUCACCAGAUUCCCUUCACUACAUCAGCCCAGAUGGGAUAAAUGAGUACCUGAUUGCCAUCUGGAGUGUGGGAAGUGUAGUCCAGGAUUAUGACACGGACAAGCUGUUUCCUGCAUUUGGGUUUGGAGCUCAGGUUCCUCCUAGCUGGCAGGUAUCUCAUGAGUUUGCGUUGAACUUCAACCCCAGCAACCCUUAUUGCCCAGGGAUCCAGGGCGUGGUGGAUGCCUACCGCCAGAUCCUGCCUCAGAUCCGACUCUACGGGCCAACCAACUUCUCUCCCAUCAUAACCCACGUGGCAAGGUUUGCAGCACACUCCAUGCAACAAGGAACUGCUGCACACUAUUAUAUCCUGCUGAUCAUCACAGACGGAGAGAUCACCGACCUGGACCAAACCAGGCAGGCGAUUGUCGAUGCCUCCAAGCUGCCCAUGUCCAUCAUUAUCGUGGGCGUUGGCACAGCUGAUUUCAAAGCCAUGGAGUUCCUGGAUGGAGACAAUGGUGUCCUGAAGUCUGUGACAGGAGAGCCAGCUGCUCGGGACAUCGUGCAGUUCGUGCCCUUCCGGCAGUUCAAAAAUGCUCCCCGGGAAGCGCUGUCCCAGGUGGUCCUGGCUGAAGUGCCCAAGCAGUUGGUGUCCUACUAUAAAUGGAAGGGGUGGCCCCCCCUGAAGCCCCCGGAAAUCAAGGCCAUGUAAUUCAGGCUGGCCUGUCCCGCUGGGUGAGGAGCUGCCUGCAGCCACGCUCUCCCUGCCACACCACGGGUGCUCGGGGCCUGGAGAUCGCACUGCUCACACCACUUCUUUCACCUGCCUGUGCUCUGAGUCUCAUCUGUCCUGUUCCCAAACGGAAGAGCUGCAAAUACGGGGAGAACCCCUGAUUGCUGGAGGUUUUUUGUCACAGAAAAAAAUGACCUUGUUGAUUUUGCACCUUGCAACAGUGUCUGGUUGUGACACAUCACACCAGGUGUCAUUGCUGUGCUGGCUCUCAGGCUGUGCACUGAGCUGCUCACAUGGCACUGCUGCAGUGCUGAGCUGCAGGGGAGAAGCGUUGCACCCCUGUUCGCUGCAACAACACUUACCAUGUGCUCCUUGAUAGGUGUUUUUCUUCUGUCAAGCUGCCUUGGAACUGGGGACCCUUCUGUCCUGGAUGUGACCAAAGACUGUUGGUUGGAUGCCUGUUGUGCCUUCCUAAAGUGCCAGUAUAUUUUUUACAUGUAGAGAUUUAUUUUUAAAUUUCAAUGACCAUGUUUUGCUAUCUUUUUUUUUAAUCACAUUUUUCUAUUAGCAAAAUUUGCUUCUGUGAUAAGCUUCUGCUUGGAGCCAUUGUUACAGCAUAAGAACAUGGCACUUUGCUUAUUUGUGGGGGAUCAGUGAGGAUUAAUCAUUAAUUAGUGGGAUGGGGUGGGAUUAAUGAGUCACAUUAGUGUGACUUAAAAAAUUCAGCAACUGGAAACACUAAAGUGAGGAUGCUUUGAGUCAUUUCAUUAUGUCACACAAGUUACAAAAUGAAGAAGUAUCUGUGGAACUCCAGAGGAGGUGCUUCCUUGUCCUUGGGAGUGUGAAGUGUGUACUGCGUGAUCUGGGGACUGGAGGUGACAGCAAAGCACAAUUGCUUUGAGCAAUGGGAUGUGAUGGUUCAUUUCAAUAUAGAGAUAAAGAAACCUGGGCUUGUCAUUGCACUACAAGUGGUCAUCACUUCCAGUUACAUAAAUCAGUAAUCUGCUUUGACUUACAUAA
Myiozetetes cayanensis is the source of this 4807-nucleotide messenger RNA. RefSeq names its product copine 1 (gene CPNE1). The record is from RefSeq and is a predicted model, not a curated record. Gene Ontology annotation, cellular component: plasma membrane. Bases 2162 to 3766 code for a protein of 534 amino acids. Gene Ontology annotation, biological process: regulation of canonical NF-kappaB signal transduction; positive regulation of tumor necrosis factor-mediated signaling pathway; cellular response to calcium ion. NCBI's taxonomy places the organism in Eukaryota, Metazoa, Chordata, Aves, Passeriformes, Tyrannidae. The transcript has 16 exons. Gene Ontology annotation, molecular function: calcium-dependent phospholipid binding.